UUUUCUUGUAUUUAUAAAGUGUAUAUAGCCAACCGUCCUUAUUCCCAUCGAAGAGAAACAAAAGAAAAAAAAAAGAAGAAAAGAAGAAGAAGGCGAAAAGAGCAAGCAAACCCUAAUCUCUCUCUCUCAAAAAAAAACUUACGUUUCAGGUAUGGGAGAUCUCAUCGCUAUCACAGAUCAUAAUCUUUUCGAUGAAAGAAACAAAGCGAAACAAUCAGCUAAGCCGAUUGUCGGUGAAUUUAAUAAAAGCAGAAUCCACUCCUAUGGGCCAAAUCGUUUAAUUUGCACAGGCUUCCAGUUCCUGUACGUGGAGAUAUUGUAGGAUUGGUCGGACCUCGCAGUAUUGGAAAAACUACUGCUCUCAAAAUCUUGGCCGGGGAACUCACACCCAAUCUCGGCCGCUUCAAUGAUCCUCCUCUUGAUUGGCUAACAAUUCGGACUCACUUGCAUGAUAAACAUCUUAGAAGAUUCUUGGCCCAGGUUGUAAACCAUAAACUCAAGGUCGUGUUUAAGCCCCAACAAGUCCCACAAGACUAUAUGGGGCUUGCUGUCUGGGAGAUUCUUCGUAAAGUCGACGACAGAAAAGAUUUAAGGGCUCUUAUACUUUGUUUUCUCGACUUGAAGACCCCGUCUGUGAAGUUCCACCGUUUAGAUAUAAGAGCGCAGCACAGGGUUACUCUCGCUGCAGCUCUCUUGCAGGACGCUGAUGUGUACAUAUUUGACGACAUAUCUAGUUUCCUUGAUAUGCGUCAGAGGUUCAUGGUUGCCCAACUCAUACGCUCUCUCAAAACCGCUAAAAGCUACGUGAUUGUUGUGGACAAUGACCUUAGUGUCAUCGACUAUGUUUCGGAUUACAUGUACAUUAUGUAUGGGGAACCUGAAGCAUAUGGUGUCUUUAGUGAGCAGUACUUUGAUGUCGAAACAGGAAUUGAAUAUUACUUGCGUGGGUUUGAUCCCAUAGAAGACAACCUUAUCAGGGUGACCCCCUCAUCUUCGAGAGGGAUUUUUUCAUUUCUGCUCCCAAUGAAAAGCACCUCGAGCCCGACCCCGAACCUUUGAUCGGUAGAAGAUACUCUUAUCCUCACAUGACUACAAAUCAUCUGAAACUCAAGAUGAAAGUGGAAGGAGGGAAUUUACACGACUGUCAGAUUCACCUAGUGCUGGGAGACCAGGGUACAGGGAAGAGCACUUUCAUAAAAUUGCUGGCUGGUUUUCUGCCACCAGAUGGUGUAGAACCGUGGUGCCCAGAAUAUUUGGAAUCAUACAAACCGAAAGAAAUUUCGUUUAUCAGAGCCUGUACAGUCAGGGCAGCGCUAGAAACGCGAUGUUUUCACCAUCGGUUUGUAUCAGAUGUGAUUGAGCCACUUCAGAUUGACCGGUUGAUGGGUCGGAAAUUGACCUCACUCUCGCCUGGAGAAAGGCAGAGAGUUGCCAUAACUUUCUGUCUGAUGAAGGACGCGCAUGUGUAUCUGAUCGAUGAGCCAAGCUUGGAUCUGGACUCGGAUAUGCGUAUCAGAGUCGCAUUAGCUAUAAGGAAGCACAUUCUACGCAUACAGAGAGCCGCUGUUGUUGUGGAGAAUGAUUUUUUGAUGGCUGCUUAUUUAGCAGACAAAGUAAUUUUGGUUGAACCAUCCAUAGAUACUGCUUCUUGUCUCCCUCGUGAUAUCGCACGUCCAGUUUCCGGCUUUUCUGUUUCUGCUGGUCGUGUUAACCGACGUCCAGUUUCCGACUUUUCUGUUUCUGCUGGUCUGCGCCCACUUGUUAACGGACCUUCAGUUUCCGGCUUUUCUGUUUCUUCUCCAUGCGACCGUGUUGCUGGGUUCAACCUUUUGCUGGAGAAACUGAAUAUCACAUUCAGACAGGUUCCGAACAGCUCCAGAUUAACACCAAGGGUCAACAAAGCAGGGUCCAUGGAGGACAAGACCCAGAAACUUAAUGGCAACUUCUACUACAAUCUGGCUUGAUUGAUUCUAAGCUUAAUAAAAUAAUAAAUCAAAAAUCGUACCUUCUCUCCAGUGUUGUGUGCUCCACUUGUUGUGGUUUCUGCAUCAAACACUUGUGUUUCUUUGUUGUUUAUUGUGUUUCUUUGUUGUGCAUCACUUUGUUGUUUAUCGUACCUUAUUCUCACCUUUUCAUAUCCUCUUGGGGGAGUACUUUGCAGAUCAUUUCGAACCUAAUAAUUAUCGAAGGAAUCGAGUUUGAUGAUU
This is a messenger RNA of Raphanus sativus (radish), 2207 nucleotides long. RefSeq names its product ABC transporter E family member 3. NCBI's taxonomy places the organism in Eukaryota, Viridiplantae, Streptophyta, Magnoliopsida, Brassicales, Brassicaceae. The transcript has 10 exons. The coding region runs from base 1086 to 1964 and encodes 292 amino acids. Gene Ontology annotation, biological process: translational initiation; translational termination; ribosomal subunit export from nucleus. Gene Ontology annotation, molecular function: ribosomal small subunit binding; ATP binding; ATP hydrolysis activity. The record is from RefSeq and is a predicted model, not a curated record.